AUGUCGGACGAUAACAUCAGCGAUAAACAUGAGACUUCCACUGCGGAAGUCCUUCGUCGCUAUCAGACCGCAGACAGUGUUCUGCUUCCAAUCCCGCGCGAUGCCUUUGAAAAGCUGUACCUGAGCCCGAAGACGCCCAAUGCCGGCAAGUUGCGCUCAACAUUUGGUAACCCGACACCGAUAUCAUUGAUGGGUUUCUUGCUGGCUGCGACACCAACGGCAAUGAUCACCAUGGGCUGGCGAGGGGCAGGUGGAAAUGGCGGUGCAAUUCUACCAGUUUACAUCUUCUUCGGUGCAAUGGUACAAAUAUUUGGCGCGGUUGGCGAAUGGAUCCUCGGAAACACAUUCUCCUGUGCCCUAUUCUUCACAUAUGGCACAUUCUGGCUAGUCCAGGGUACAUCAAUGAUGCCAUUCUUCGCCGUCGGAACCAACUACUCUCCUACAGGCAAUUCGCUCGAGGGAAUAGAAACGCCAGAAUAUAAUGCAACUGUUGGCUUCUACUAUGUGACCCUCGCAAUCCUCACAUUCGUCUACCUAAUCUGCUCCCUGCGAACAAACGUUUGUCUAUUCUUAGCAUUGUUCCUACUCGUCAUUACCUUUGGGUUGUUUGCAGGCACAUACUUCCAACUGGCACUUGGUAAUCUGGAGCAUGCUGCGAAGUUGCAAAAGGCCGCUGGAGCAUUCAAUUUCGCACUGUGUAUACCAAUCUGGCAUAUCUUCAUUGCGCAGAUUCUCGACGCGGUUGAUUUCCCCUUUGCCUUGCCCGUUGGGGAUCUUAGCACGGUUAUUCUUGGGAAGAGUCAGAAAGCGCGGAAACAAGAGGUUGAGGGUUAA
Molecule: messenger RNA, 834 nt
Organism: Penicillium antarcticum
Lineage: Eukaryota; Fungi; Ascomycota; Eurotiomycetes; Eurotiales; Aspergillaceae
Product: putative plasma membrane ammonium transporter (Ato3)
Exons: 5
Coding region: 1-834 (277 amino acids)
Cellular component (GO): plasma membrane
Molecular function (GO): acetate transmembrane transporter activity
Source: RefSeq, a predicted model, not a curated record